Messenger RNA from Cooperia oncophora, 1758 nucleotides. The record is from the annotation of a GenBank genome assembly. NCBI's taxonomy places the organism in Eukaryota, Metazoa, Nematoda, Chromadorea, Rhabditida, Trichostrongylidae.
AUGGGACCAAUACUAUUGUUAUUACUGCUACUAUUGACCGAUUGUGGUUAUGGAAUCAUUGAAUGUCCACGUGAAUGUGAAUGUGACGCCAUAGCCCCGAACAAUUCAUCGUGGGCAGUUUAUUGUCAUCGCGGUGGCCUCAAUGAUUCUCUUUUUGCCAAUAUUCUCAGUCGACUUCCAUCUUCGCUGAAACUUUUGGAUAUUCAUGCCCCUAGUUGGCGUCCUGCCAACAAAUUCAAAUGGAGCGACAAUCUGAACCGAUUCAGCCAGCUGAAACAUCUUCGUCUGGUGAAUUGUGGUAUUCCGGCGAUGAGUCGAAGUACAAGACUCACUUCUUUGGAGUUAUUAGAUCUCCAUGGGAAUAAUAUUGAACAUGCCACUAUGGGCAAUUUCGGUGGAAUGCCCAAUUUACGAUUUCUCGACCUGAGCCACAAUCAUCUCAGCAUCCUUCCAACCGGGGUUUUCACCUUUCUUCACAACCUCAAGUCUCUUUCCCUAGCUAACAACUCGAUAACGGAACUUUCUGCAAACCUCCUACGCGGAUUACGAACACUCAAAUCAUUACGACUUGAUGGGAAUCGGAUUCCAAUCAAGCAAAUCAAUGACCUUUUCGCUGACGUUCCUCAACUAGAAGAGCUACAUCUGAACGAUUGUCGUCUGUCCAGUAUCGUCAAUCUGUCACUGAACCACGUUCCGCAAUUACGUCAUCUCGGACUGGCUAAUAACAAUCUGCGCACGAUACCCACUCAAGAGUUACGACAACUGGCACAUUUGGCCGUGCUUGACCUCAGUGGAAAUGGCCUCGACGAGGUCCCAGCAUGUGCUUUUUGUUCUAAUAACAUCUCACGGCUUGAUCUGUCACAUAAUCGGCUUGGUCUGGUGAAGCAGCCUUUUCAUGCCGAUGCUUUCCGGAAUAUGCCACUGGUGGAGCUUGACCUUUCCUUCAACCAUAUGGAUGAGUUUCACUCCAGCUCACUUGGAUGGGCUCAGGAUAGCCUUCGCACGCUCAAUGUUGCUGGGAACUCCCUUGGAGGUUUCCAUCCGGACAUUACUGCUACGCUUCCUCUUCUACAUAGUCUCAACAUAGCCUACAACAAUAUUCACUCCAUCCCUCUCGUGCUCCCGCCUCAAUUUUACCAUCUGAUAUUCCUGAACAUCUCUGGGAACUCCCUCAGUUAUCUACCCGACAAUCUUCAGUACUUACUUCCCAAUUUGAAGGAACUGGACCUCUCGAACAACGAUUUCUCGACGCUCUCUUUGGCUGCCAGCAACUAUAUCGAUCAACUGGAGAGGGUGCAUCUCGGAGGCAAUCCAUGGGACUGUUCCUGCUCCAUUCAACAUAUACAACAACACAUGCGCGAUCGUUAUGCGAUGAGACAUAUUCUUCGAUAUCACGACGCUCGAUGUGCAGAACCCCCUCUUGUCAAGGGACAACCACUACUCAGCGUAACUGAUAUCAACGAGUGUGCAGUACUGUUUGGUGCCCGUUACGGUCUUUCACAAACCAGCGAGCUAUUCAUCCUUCUCGCAGCACUGCUCUCAGCCGCCUUGGUGCUGUCCGUUCUACUGAUCGGUUUAUACUUUCUCAGAGAGCGGCAGUACAAAGGCUCUUACGUAACCCGAGAACAUUCGCGAACACCGCUCACGAUGGCUAAUCACAUCAGUUGUUCAUCGAGUACAAGUGGAGCUAGUGAACCUUUGACGCCACCAAUACCACCACCUCCACCCAAGGCAUCCUCCACAUAUUUUGGAAUAUAG